Molecule: messenger RNA, 1245 nt
Organism: Westerdykella ornata
Lineage: Eukaryota; Fungi; Ascomycota; Dothideomycetes; Pleosporales; Sporormiaceae
Exons: 3
Coding region: 1-1245 (414 amino acids)
Source: RefSeq, a predicted model, not a curated record
AUGGUCAAGCCCACUUUUCUGGCCGCCCUUUUGGCAGCCUUCCCAUCAGUUCUUGCUCAAUCUUCCAGCAGCAAUAACACGUCCUACUUCAUUCGGUGCACCACCCGCUUUGGUUAUUACCCUCUUCCCACAGGCACCGCCGGCGUCCCCACCUGGUACACCUUCAUCGAGUCGACAAACACCUUCGUCGUGACAACCACUAGCCAAGAUACCAUUACCGUCACCCCCAACGCCACAGUCUGCGGCGGCAUAAUCACCGAAACCUCCACCGUGACCACCACCUCAACAGCCACUCCAGCCGCAAUCACCGUCCCAGACCGUUCCGGCCAACUCCCUCUACUCAGGGCCAUCUCAACCGCUGCCGCACUCACCAACCCAACCCCCAUCCCACGCAUCAAGGGCCGCUCCCCCGUCGCCGGCACCGAUCUGGAAGUCACCCAUCUCGUGAACCGCCAGACCCUCCCAGGCAACACCGGCGGCUUCAUCGUCAACCCAGACGGCUCCGUCUCCUACCUCGGCCGCAUUUUCCCUCACCGUGUACUGUGCGAACAGCGCCGCGUGGUCGGUACCACCAGCACGGUUACCGCCACGGGAGCUCCGACGACCGUGGUACUGCCGCCUGCGUCAGUUACCGCGUUUUCGACCACGACCGUUACGACGACGGUUACGUUGGUGCAGACGGCGCCUACGCCGAGGGUGUAUGCCGCUUGUCGGGGGAAUAAUGUUGUGAACUCCAUCACCGACCAAUACGGCAACCGCAUCAACUUCGACCGCAUUGUUUACCGCCCUCGAGGAGGUUUCCCGAUUGCGAAUGAGCUUGUUGUGAAUACGACGAAUGCUGUGAAUUGCUGCGGCGCGUGCCAGAAGACUCCCAACUGCGCAGGGUCCUUCUUCGUCCCCUCCCGCCGCGAAUGCCACAUCCGCCUCACUGCCCCUCCGCCUCCGCCUUCCAACUCCACUCUCCUUCUACCAUCGAAUGGGAACUCCACAUUCCCCGUUCUUCCCUCAGGCACCGGCAUUGGCACGGGUAUCUCCCUCGUCCCCACAGGCACAUCCGGCGUCGCCCUUCCCUCCAGCACGGCAAACCCGUGGACUACGUGCGCGAGGGGCUCGGAUACUUUGUACCUGGGUACGAUUCGAGGGCGGAGUCCGGCGGAGUUGGGCGAUGAGGUUGCGUUGGUGUUUAGUAAUGGGCCGUGUGGGCGGUUUAGCGUUAGUACUAGGAGGGGGAGCGUCGGGGUGUGA